AUGCAAACGGCGGUCCUUCAGAUCAAAAUUCCUGGUGUUUUAAGGAAUGUUCCAGAGGAAGUUUUUUUGGAUGUAUCUACUUUGCCCCAGCAGGGCGUUGGAGUCUUUGCGAAAAGCCCCGUCGAAGAGAGGACGAUCAUCGGACCACUUCCAGGUCGAUUGCUCAGCCCUACCGCAUGUACGAGAGAAGACUUGGACAAUGCGUGGGAGAUCUCCGAUGAGUGUGGACAAAUAAAACACGUCCUUGUAGUAAAACGUUCAACGGAACGGGACAGAGAUUCCUGGAUGACUCUGAUUCAAACAGCUCGAUACACUCAAGAGCAGAAUUUGGAAACUUUUGAAGCUGAUGGCGCCAUCUACUAUCGAGCUAUAAAGAGUAUCCAAGCUGGCGAAGAGCUUUUGGUGUGGUAUGGACAUUAUAUCGAACAUUGUUUUGGAUUGCCUUGCUUUGAAUCGCGGAAGAUACAUAAAAAGUGCCUAGAAGAGACAAGUUUCCCGGAGGAAGAGAGGAAGAAGGCAAAGUGCGUGAUCUGCCAUAAAGGAUUCAAUUCGCGGAGCAACCUGCGUUCCCACAUGCGAACCCACACUCAACAGAAGCCCUUCAAAUGUGACGUCUGCCAGAGGAGAUUCAGCCAGUCAUCUACGCUCAGAAACCACACGCGACUGCACACCGGGGAAAAGCCAUACAAAUGCAGUACAUGCAGAAGUUCUUACUCUCAACUCGCUGGGUUGCGUGCCCAUCAGAAAAGUUCUCAACAUCAACCUAAAUUGCAUCUUCCAGAAAUGUAA
Messenger RNA from Argiope bruennichi, 789 nucleotides. RefSeq names its product PR domain zinc finger protein 12-like. The record is from RefSeq and is a predicted model, not a curated record. Gene Ontology annotation, biological process: neurogenesis. Gene Ontology annotation, cellular component: nucleus. The transcript is spliced from 6 exons. Gene Ontology annotation, molecular function: protein binding. NCBI's taxonomy places the organism in Eukaryota, Metazoa, Arthropoda, Arachnida, Araneae, Araneidae. Bases 1 to 789 code for a protein of 262 amino acids.